AUGGCAGUGCACAUGGACGCAGUGGCUGAUCGGGGACUGGAAAAAACGGCGCAAAAUGUUGUCCCAGUGUUAAAUGUUGUCACUUGUCCAAUUUUUUCAAACGUUUACGCUCGCCUGGCCCUGCUGGGAAUUGAAAUACGCUGCCAGGACUACCCACUGAGUAUUCUCACGGAGAGGCUGAAGGAGAAGCUGAAUAGCCUUGAGGAGUAUGCAGCAUCCUUGACUGGCUACAUCAGUAAGUGUAUAGAUGACGUCACUGUUUCCAAAUCCACCAUCACACGGGCCAACCAGAAGCCAUGGCUGACUGCAAUGGUCCACAUACUGCUGAGAACCCGUGAUGCUGCAUUCAGAUCAGGCGACAGGGCAGCCCUCAGGACUCCGGGGGCCAACCUGUCCCAUGCCAUCAGGGAGGCAAAGCGCACCUAUGCACAAAAAAUCCAUGACCCCUUCCUGGACACCAGAGACAGGCGGCGCAUGUGGCAGGGCAUCCAGGCCAUUACUGAUUAUAGGACUACCCCACGUAUCAGUGACGGUGAUGCCUCCCUCCCAGAUGUGCUGAAAAACUACUAUACUUAUUUUCUCAUUCUGACAUACAUAGCUGUGACGUUUAAAACCUCCAGAUCUGGAAUCAAGAUGCAGGAACAUCAAGGUGGAAAUUUUUCUCACACUGAAUUUUUGUUAGUUGGAUUUUCUGGACUUAACGAACACAGAUGGCUGCUUUUCUUCCCUUUUUGUCUCUUGUUUGUCUUAUCUGUUGUGGCCAACUCACUUCUAAUAUACAUUAUUAAAACUCAAAGGAGUUUACACUCUCCAAUGUAUGUUUUAGUAGGUGCUGCGGCAUUUGUGUACUUGUUUCUGACCAUGUCUUUCAUCCCUAGAAUGUUGUUAAGCUUUUUAUUUAACUGGAAUGCUAUUUCUCUGUUGGAGUGUCUGGUCCAAAUGUUUUUUAUUAAUUUUAUUGGCACAUUCCAAACAUCCAUUCUUCUCCUGAUGGCUGUAGAUCGCUAUGUUGCCAUAUGCAUUCCAUUGCGCUAUAAUGACUACUUGAACACUUCUAAUUGUUUUAAAUUUGUGAUAGUAUCUCUUGUCAGAAAUGGCAUUUUCUUUGUGGUUAUUGCAUUUCUCGAUGGCAAUCUCUCCUUCUGUAACUCAAAUGUCAUAGAUCAUUGUUUCUGUGAGCACAUGGGCCUGGUGGGGCUGGCCUGUGGAAGUACGGUGCUAAAUAACAUUGUAGGACUCCUAAUAAUUUUUUGUAUAACAGUUCUUGAUUGGAUGUGUGUUCUUGUUUCUUAUAUCAAAAUUUUCGUUUCUGUUUUUCUGAGGGACUCAGGAAAAUCAUCCAGGAAAGCAGUCCACACCUGCACUACCCAUAUUAUGUUCUUGUUCUUAAUUUACAUCUGUGCAUUUGUAGCAUUGCUUUCAUAUAGAACAGGGAAUUCACUUUCUCCAAAUAUCCGUGUCUUAAUCAGUAUAUUGUAUCUACUUUUCCCCAGCUGUUUGCAUCCAAUCAUUUAUGGCUUUAGAACUAAAGACAUAAGAGUCCACAUAGUGAAAUUUUUUCAAAGUCAAACACUAGCUCACAUUGCUGUAAAGGUUUCAAGUGGAACAUCACAGUAG
Molecule: messenger RNA, 1617 nt
Organism: Lepisosteus oculatus (spotted gar)
Lineage: Eukaryota; Metazoa; Chordata; Actinopteri; Semionotiformes; Lepisosteidae
Source: RefSeq, a predicted model, not a curated record